AUGGGUCGCCUUAGAGAAUACCAGGUCAUUGGCCGUCACUUGCCUUCCGAGGCCAACCCAGCCCCAAAGUUGUACCGCAUGAGAAUCUUUGCACCAAACACCGUUGUUGCAAAGUCUCGUUUCUGGUACUUCUUGAUGAAGUUGAGAAAGGUCAAGAAGGCAAAUGGAGAAAUCGUCAGCUUGAACGAGAUCUCUGAGAAGCGCCCAAUGAAGGUUAAGAACUUCGGUAUCUGGAUCAGAUAUGAUUCCCGCUCCGGAACUCACAACAUGUACAAGGAGUACCGUGAGAUGUCAAGAACCGAUGCUGUUGAGGCCUUGUACCAAGAUAUGGCUGCCAGACAUCGUUCCCGUUUCAGGUCGAUCCACAUCCUCAAGGUUGUUGAGAUCGAGAAGACCGAAGAUGUCAAGCGCCCAUACAUUAAGCAACUCCUCGAAAAGGACCUCAAAUUCCCUCUUCCUCACCGCAUCUCCAAAUCCAUGACCGCCAACCUCUUCGCCUCAAAGAGACCAUCAACUUUCUACUAA
Molecule: messenger RNA, 525 nt
Organism: Botrytis byssoidea
Lineage: Eukaryota; Fungi; Ascomycota; Leotiomycetes; Helotiales; Sclerotiniaceae
Exons: 4
Coding region: 1-525 (174 amino acids)
Biological process (GO): translation
Cellular component (GO): cytosolic large ribosomal subunit; ribosome
Molecular function (GO): structural constituent of ribosome
Source: RefSeq, a predicted model, not a curated record